Protopolystoma xenopodis is the source of this 264-nucleotide messenger RNA. The record is from the annotation of a GenBank genome assembly. Lineage: Eukaryota; Metazoa; Platyhelminthes; Monogenea; Polystomatidea; Polystomatidae.
GACCAUUGCAUCUCAUGUCGUGUAUCCGGCCUGUGCUCAGCCACUUCUGGCCGGUCGGAUCGGCUGUCUUUAGAGGCAUCUUUCUGCUGCGGACAAAGUGGUCUCCGUCUCGGAAGGCAUCUCUCAUCAAAGAAGUGUCUUUCUCCGUUUCGCCGUGCUGCCUUGACGGGCCACUUGUCCGCUCGUGCAGGUCUUCAGCUCAUCUGCUGCCAAACCCAUGAACUGCGGACACAGUCUCACUCGCCAGACCAGGACUCGGCUUAA